CACGCCCCGCGGCGCCGGGCGCACUACAGCUCCCGGCAUGCCCCGCUCUUCCUGGUUACCGGCGCGUGCCGCCGCCCGGGAGCCGCGUCCCUGGGAGCGGGGCCGGGGCGGCGAUGGAGGCGGGCGGCUGGGCCGCGGCCUACGCGCGGCUGUGUCGGGAGGGCGGCGCGGAGCCGCAGCAGAGCGUGGUGCAGCAGCUGCGCGCGCGGGCGGGCGCCGGCCUGGACCUGGCGGCGCGGAGCCUGUCGCGGGACACGUGCGGCGCCCUGGGCCGGCUGCUGCGCGACGCCGCGCCCUUCCCCGCGCUGGCGCUGGCCGACUGCAUGCUGGGCGACGACGGUGCCAAGCUUUUGCUGCACGGACUUUGCUCUAACACCACCGUAAAAUCCUUGGACUUGAAGGGGAACAACCUGCAAGCCGUGGGUGCCGAGGCCUUGGGGAAACUCCUCCAGCAGAACAAAUCCAUCCAGAGCCUGGUCCUGGAGUGGAACAGCCUGGGCGUGUGGGAGGAAGGCUUCUCACUCUUCUGCCAGGGGCUGAGCGCCAACCGCUCCCUGCAGCGCCUGGACCUGCGCAACAACCAGAUCAACCACGAGGGAGCAGGGGAGCUGGCUGCUGCGCUGAAGGGCAACUCCAGCCUGCAGGAGCUGGAUCUGCGCUGGAACAACGUGGGACUCCUGGGGGGCCGAGCGCUGCUGAACUGCCUGCACAGCAACAGGACCCUGCGGCGCCUCGAGCUGGCAGGAAACAACGUCCCCAGCGACAUCCUGAAGGCCGUGGAGCAAGCCAUGGACCACAACCAGGACCGCCAGAGCAUCCUCGCUGAGAACCAGAGCCGGACCCAUGUGCUCAGCAAGGAGGUCCUGAGCCUGAAGGAGGAGAAGGCCAAGCAGUUUCUGAAUUUGAUGGACACCAUAGACAGACAGAGAGAAGAAAUAACCAGGAGCAGCAGGCAGUCAUCAGCGCGGGUUGGGCAGCUCCAGGAGGCCCUGGCAGAGCGGCACUCCAUCGUAAAUUCACUGAAGGCCAAGUUGCAGAUGGCAGAAGCUGCCUUGGCACUGUCCGAGCAGAAGGUGCAUGACCUGGGGGAGCUGCUGAGCACUGCCAAGCAGGAACAGGCCACCAUGGCCGAGCGCCAGGCAAAGGAUCUCCAGCAGCAGAAGCAGGAAGCUGCUGAUCGGGAAAUGAAGCUUCUCCGGGACCUGUCUGCUGCCAAUGAGAAGAACCUGCUUCUGAGGAACCAGGUGGAUGAGCUGGAGCGGCGGGGCAAGGCCCAGCAGGACCAGCUCUUCCAGCUGAAGCAGGACUUGACCACUACAGUAGCAGAUCUGAGGCUGCGGGCUGUGCAGGCCGAGGAACGCCUGGACAUGGAGAAGAGGAGGUUCAAGCAGGGCCUUGAUGAUGUGGAGUCCCUUCGGCAGAAGGAGGUGGACCACAUGACGCAGCACAUGGAGGCGAGCGAGCGCUCCAUGCAGGAGCGCAUGCAGCGGCUGGAGGCUGUCCGCAUUGGGCUGGAAGAGACAGGAGCUGAGUCGGGUCAAAGCUGCAGCGCUUGUGGAACGAGGCCAGGCGGAGGAGGAGUUAAUCAGAGCCCGGAGCCAGGCCAGGCUGGAGGAGCAACAGCGGCUGGAGCACCUGGAGGAGAAGCUACGGCUGAUGAUGCAGUCACGCGAGGAGGCCCAGGGCCGCUGCUUGCAGCAGAAGCAGGCAGUCGGGGAGGCGCAGGCCAGGGCCAGCCAGCUGAGCCUGCAGGUGGAGAGUCUUCAGCGGCGGGUGGAGGAGCUGCAGCAGGACCUGAGCAGCAAGGAGCAGGAGAAGGUGGCAGAGGUGAACAGGGUACGCGUGGAGCUGCAGGAGCAGGUUGGGCGCCUGCAGGCCGAGCAGACAGCUCAGGAAGGGCUGCGGGAGAAAAUUGCAGCCCUGGAGCGGCAGAUGAAAGUGCUGUCCAGCAACCACCGCGAGGCCCUGCUGGACAAGGAGGGGGAGAUGGCCGCUCUCCUGGAGAGGCUACGGACCAAGGAAGCAGAGAUCUCCCGGAUGAGGGAGGAGGAGGCACAGCGCGCCAGCUUCCUUCAGAACGCCAUUCUGGCCUACGUGCAGGGGUCCCCGCUGGGCACCCUCAGCCCCAGGAAGUGACCAGGCCAAGGCACCUGAGCCUGCGGCGCUGCUAUCGGACGGGGUGAUGAGCACCCCCCAUCCCGAGGGGGCUGACUCCUCUAGGGCACAAGAGGUGACCCUGGCUCCCCUCAGCCAUGCCCAAAUUCUGCUGCUGGCCUGAGUGCUGCCCCCUUUGCCCCCCACUGGAGCUGGCUGGACCUUCAGCACGAUGAAUGGUGCCACUUCCCCUGGAUGUGCUGCACUGCCCCAGGCCAGGGCGUUGCACAGAAAGGCUUGGCCCUGUGCUCCCUGGGCUGCCCCCCCACGGGUGCAGGGCUGGGCGCAGGCCCCAAGGGCAGGGGCGGCAGGUGCCAGUCACGGGGAACCGGGACCCCUGGCCCCUGCUCCGGGCGACAUGGAGGGUUGUGCUGCCCCUUCCCAAUGACAAGCUGUAGGGAACGAAGUGCCAACGUGGACAUGUCUUGUGCCUUGAGCUGGGUGCCCAGCCCCGUGCCAUGGAGCCGGAGGAUGCUGGCUUCUUGCAGGCCGGUGCCAGGGCGGAAGGGAGAGUCUUGCCUCCCUCUGGCAGUGGGACUUGGGGGAGGGCUGGGCAGCGCUCCGAGCACCCCGCACGCUGGCUCCCAGCCCAGGCUGCAGGUGCGGGGUGGAGGUGAGCGGGUUUGUGCAAAUGCACGGUGUGAGGCAGUUGUGAACAAAGCAUCUGUCCCUACACCCGGGUCGGGUCGGGUCGGGUGGCGUGGGGCUGGAGGCUUGUGCUACAGGCUGGGCUUUGAAAUAAAGAGCUUUUGCAGCGUG
Molecule: messenger RNA, 2913 nt
Organism: Alligator mississippiensis (American alligator)
Lineage: Eukaryota; Metazoa; Chordata; Crocodylia; Alligatoridae
Gene: LRRC45
Product: leucine rich repeat containing 45
Exons: 17
Coding region: 114-2183 (689 amino acids)
Cellular component (GO): centrosome
Molecular function (GO): protein binding
Source: RefSeq, a predicted model, not a curated record